Penicillium roqueforti is the source of this 762-nucleotide messenger RNA. Its product is annotated as HAD family hydrolase. The coding region runs from base 1 to 762 and encodes 253 amino acids. Lineage: Eukaryota; Fungi; Ascomycota; Eurotiomycetes; Eurotiales; Aspergillaceae. The record is from RefSeq and is a predicted model, not a curated record. The transcript has 2 exons.
AUGACUAAGAUCACGGAAAUCUUCUUCGAUUGCGACAACACGCUGGUCCUCUCAGAGGAGCUAGCCUUCGAGGCUUGUGCCGAUCUGGCCAAUGAGAUCCUGGAGGCCAACAACAUCCCCGACCGUUACACCGGCGACCAACUCAUCAAAGACUUUGUCGGCCAGAACUUCCGCGGCAUGCUGAUCUCUCUACAGCAGAAAUAUGACUUCCAGAUCGACGAGGACAAGCUUGAAGAAUACGUCAUCAGAGAAGAGGACCAAGUCAUUGCCAAGUUGAACGCCAAGGCUAAAAGCUGCAUCGGUGCCACCGAGGAGCUGGAAAAGGUUUUCGCCGCGAAGAAGUACGGUCUUGCCGUCGUCUCCUCGUCUGCGUUGCGCCGCGUGCUCGCUUCCAUCCGGAAGGUCGGUCAGGACAAGUUCUUUGACGAGAACAAGGUCUUCAGCGCCGCCAGCUCCCUGCCAAAGCCGACCUCCAAGCCCGACCCCGCUAUCUACCUGUAUGCUCUCGAGCAGGUCGGCAAGCGUGCUUCCGAGACUGUCGCCAUCGAGGACAGCAAGUCUGGUGCUCUUUCUGCGGUUCGUGCCGGUAUUCCCGUGAUUGCGUACGUUGGCAGCUACAAUGGCGAAGAUACGCAGAAGGCAAUGGCGAAGGCCCUGACUGACAUUGGCGCGAAGAGCGUCAUGUAUCAUUGGUCAGAGUUUGAGAAGUGUAUGAAGGAAAUCGAGAAUGAUGUCAGCGUCGAUGUCCAGUCGACCCUUUAA